This is a messenger RNA of Cooperia oncophora, 480 nucleotides long. The record is from the annotation of a GenBank genome assembly. NCBI's taxonomy places the organism in Eukaryota, Metazoa, Nematoda, Chromadorea, Rhabditida, Trichostrongylidae.
AUGAAUCUCUCACUACUGGCCUUCGUUCGGCUCACCUUUCUGGCUCGUUUGGCUCGUAAUGACGACCAGCUAAUGACCUUUGGCAGUGGUAUUGAAAUCGAUCGUAUCGUUCGGGGAGCUAAUGAGGUGGCAGGUUCGAUUGUUGCCGUAACUACCUCUGAGAAGUGCUUGGGCAGCAAAGAACAUCGUUUUGUUGGAAUUUGUAUUCGUAGAGAGAAAGAAGGCCUUCAUCAUCAAUUCACUCUGAGAAAUGUAGUGGAAGGAAUCGGUGUUGAAGUAAUGUAUGACUUGUAUAAUCCAACAAUAAGAAAAAUCGAAACGCUUAAGUUGGAAAAGCGUUUGGACAACGAUCUCAGCUAUUUGGUUGAUGCAUUGCCUGAAUAUAGCACGUUCGACUUCCAUAUGGAACCAAUUACCCACCCAGCUGGUAACCCCCGUACCCGUGAAUCCGCUCAAGGUAUCUGCUUUGUUCUUUUCUAA